Aspergillus niger is the source of this 2481-nucleotide messenger RNA. RefSeq lists its product as uncharacterized. Gene Ontology annotation, molecular function: protein binding. Bases 1 to 2481 code for a protein of 826 amino acids. Lineage: Eukaryota; Fungi; Ascomycota; Eurotiomycetes; Eurotiales; Aspergillaceae. The transcript is spliced from 2 exons. The record is from RefSeq and is a predicted model, not a curated record.
AUGGCAGCUCAAAAGGCCGUUUUCACCGUCUCGGCUCAGGCCACUCAGCUAGGCAAUCGCAUCUCGGUGCACAUGCUGGACUACCUCAGCACCGAGCACGACUUGCCGAACGGCUUUCGCGAAUUGUCACAGACUUUCUUAGACACUUGCCGCGCUUUAUGGGCCAUUGAUGCUGGUCUCACCGAAUCCACUGCUGCCGGUCGCGCCCUGCCCGAUGUGAUCGUGGAGGAGGUGGCGAAAAAGUUCAUGGCCGCUUAUCGUGAUUUUCAGAGUCUGGACAAGGUCGUGACUAAACUCAUCCAGUAUGAACAUCGUGGCGCCCUUGGCAGGCUUCAACGCGGAUGGAAUCGCCCCAGCCUCGAACUGCACCGCAUUCGCGAGUCGUUGAAAAAGACAACCGAAACACUUCAAAUCAGCGUCCUCGCCUUUCACUGGUCCCUUGGGGAACAGCCGUUUAUGGCGGAAUCAGUGGGCAUCGGCUACGCCGGGUUGGCUGCCGCACUGGACCGCAUGGCCAAAGGCCGGUCGGUAAUGGGCAUCAAUAAGGCUAAAUCUCUGGAACAGGUAUCGAAGGAGGUGGCUACUUCGUUGUCAUCAGCGUCGGUCCCCUCUGUGCCCCCCAAAGAAUCCCCAGAACAACUCUCGGUUGGGAUAGAAAAUCCCCCGUCCAAUGCCGAUGACAUACUCUCCUCUGUGCUUUCUCUUGACUCCCUCCUUUUUGCGAACGACAAUGGUCAGGACGGUCUUUCUUUUCCCCCAGUCGACUCUCGUCCUCAGCCUCUGCGACCAAAUGGAAAUCCUGUGCGAACGAGCUCGCGCGAGCCGCAAGCGGAAUCUGCUAUACCUCUCGACCACAAUAUAUCUGGGGAUACCCUCACACAUCGCCAGCUAUAUGAGUCCUCAGCCCAACUCCUGCAUCGCACCCCUAGCCGAAAUAGUGGAGCUAGUGCGACGCGAUUGCGCGGUGCGUUAGCCUCCGCCGUCCGGGGACGGAACCACAAGUUGCUAGAGCAGUUGCUGGACAGUGGAGUUUCGCCCAAUCUUGGGGAGCAUAUCCAUCCGCUCAACGAGGCCGUGCACCAACACGAUUUCCAGGGCAUGCGCCUACUUCUGCAGUUUGGUGCGAACCCAAACGAACCAGACCGGCAGGGAGAGACGCCCUUAUUUGUCGCAGUGGAUGAGUCAUUCAUCGACGGGGCGAACUUAUUGCUAAAGUAUCGCGCCAACCCCAACUAUGCAUCAGAGCCGGGACGAGACUCUCCCUUGAGUCGCGCACUGGCGAAGGGCAAGCUCAAUAUGGUGCAGCAGCUGCUUGCGCAUGGGGGCAAUGCAGAUACUGAAACCCCAAGCGGUAGCACUGUGCUUAUCGAGCUUAUCAGACAACGGGCGCCACCGAAGCUAGUCACUAUGUUACUUGACGCCGGCAGCGACCCAAACAAGAAGGGCUGCCAAGGGAGAACAGCACUCAAUGAGGCGGUGCAGACCGAGCAGGUUGCCGUCUUGAUGAUACUGCUCGAACAUGGCGCCAAUCCGAAUCUCCCUGGACCCGAGCAUGUCCUAUGGCUAGCUAUCUCUCGGCCAGCAUGUUUGCGCCUUCUGUUAAACAGCGGGGCCGACAUCAAAAAGACCCCAGGUCUCAUGGAACAGGCGACCAGCAUGAACAACAUCGAAGCCGUUCGUACGCUGCUGGAGGUUGGGCUCGAUCCGAAUGCCAAGAAGGACGGUACCUAUACUCCCCUCUGCUCCGCCAUUCGCGACAAUCGGGCCGACAUCUUGACACUGCUGCUGGAACACGGCGCGAACGUGAAUGACCGUAACGCACAAGGUCAUACUGCACUAACCACCGCCAUCCGCGAGAACCGGUCGGAUAUGCUCAGCUACCUGCUCGCACAUGGCGCCAACCCAGCUCAACGCGGGCAGGAUUGGCCUGUAUGCAUGGCCGUGCGGUCUCCGGCUCUGCUUCAGAAACUGCUCCCGAUGGUCCCUGAUAUUUCUGCUCACAAGGGCGUCAUGGAGAUGGCCGUGCUUGCCAACCAGCUCGAGAGCAUUAAACUGCUGCUCGCCGCCGGUACCAAUGUCGAGUAUAAGAACGGUGGCGUCUUCUCCCCACUGACUACGGCUUUGCGAGAGCGACAUGACGAUAUUGUGAGGUUCCUGCUGGAGGAAGGAGGUGCCGAUCCAAACGCCCCCGGCGAGCAUCUUCCCCUUGUGAAAGCGAUCCGCCGGAUCAUCAAUGGUGAUCUUUCCAUGGUUGAGCUUCUGCUUGAGAAGGGUGCCGACCCCAAUAAAACUUACCGAAACUGGAAUGCCGUCAUGCAGGCGAUUGAGUAUCGGGAUCUGCCAUUAUUGCAUCUGCUCGUUAAGAAAGGAGGCGGAGCUGAUCUCACGCAGCACGAUGAGACAGGUCAGACUGUCCUGGAAAUGGUGAAUUCUGGGUGGCCUGAGGCCAUGCAGUUCCUUCUUGACAAUGCACGCCCCUAG